AUCAGAGUUCGUUUUGCAAUAACUAAAAUUUAAAAUCUCAUCCAAAUCCUCCCCUUCUUCUUCUUCUUUACUGUUUCUAGCUAACCAAUCACCUGCCCUGUAUUUUUUCCCUUUUGUGUUCAAUAUCAAGCAGUAAGAAGGAAGUUUCGCUUCAUUGGCGGAAAUAUUUUAAUAAUGUACAAGAUUCGUUCAGUCAGCUGUCGUGUGCAACGCCCACUGGUUUCUAGACCAUAUAAAGAGGGAAACAUUUCACUAUGUCAAUCCAGGGAUAGACUUGGCAUUAGACUACCAGCUGAAGAACAAUGCGCCGACAGAUCACAGAAGACGACCGGGACUUCGCCUCUUCUGUCGUGGCAGCAGCUUUCACCAUUACCAUAACCUGUCUCUCUCUACUAGGUAAUAUUACCGUUAUCGUUGUAGCAAGAACAGACAGUGAACUAAAACUUCAUGUUUCCAAUCUACUGAUAGUAAACCUUGCAGUAACAGAUCUUCUAACAAGCCUCUUAGUGAUGAUUCCUAGCAUAACGACGUUAAUUUAUGAUAGGUGGAUACUGGGAACCGCCCUCUGUAAGCUCCACUGUACCUUGAACUAUUGCUUCAUCAUCGUCUCUAUGUUAAGCCUUUCACUGAUCACAAUAGAUCGAGCCGUGGCUGUGAAACACCCCCUUCGUUAUGCCCAAAUCAUGACAACCUGCCGAAUUGGGUUUAUGAUUGGCUAUGCAUGGCUACAAGGUUUAGCUUUUGCUCUCAUUCCGUCUGUGUAUAACUGGGUUCACUUUGACUACUGGGAAGCAGUGUGUGCCAUUAAAUGGGAAGUCAAUUUGCCCAUUAUAGCUUACGUAGUCAUAGCUUUUCUGUGCUGUUUUAUCAUACCAGCGGGAAUCAUAGUGUUCUACAACACGACCAUACUUUGGUCGGCCCAAAAGAUGAAACAUAACACUAUCCUACCAAAACUUUUACAAACCAAAACAGCGAAGGGAUCGGAACGAAUAAGAGGGGCUUCGGGUUCUAACGACAGAUGUCAGUCUGUAGGACUUGCACGCCAGAAGAUCGCCAGAAGCAUCAUUGUGAUCAUAUUCGUGUUUUUAUUAUGCAUGACACCAUUUUGUUUAAUAAAACUGUUGAAAGUCUUAUUGGGAGCAGAAGCAAUUCCCACAUGGGCAAACCUUUUUUCAACCAUAAUUCAGUUUACUGCCUCCGCUACCAAUCCUUUCAUUUACGCCAUCUUUCGGCGAGAUUUUCGAUAUGCUCUCAAACGACUUCCAAGACGUUUAUUUGGAUUGUAGAAGGCACCUUCGACAAAUUCUCCUAUACUAACGAAACACGAAAAUUUUUAACUCAACUUUUAAAGGAAGGAUGUAUACAAAAAAAAAUUUUCAUAUUUCUCUAACUAUUUUCAUAUUAAUAGCCUAUAGUACGAAAAACAUUCGAAUAAAAUUAUAUAAAAGCCGUGACUUCAGGUUUUAUUACACGCACGCACAACGGCUGUUAUCUCAAAUUACCGACUUGUUUUUAUAUCUCUCAAUAUUCAUUAUGCCUACAUAUUACAUCAUACUCACUAAUUUUAUGUUUUUGUCUGUUAUGACAUUCAAUGUAAAGAAAUGAAAAAAAAAUUGGGUAAAAUUACUCGUUUUCUAAGUAAAAUACAUAGGGGACCCGAACAGUAAUAGUGCGAUUAAAUGCAAUAGCGAUGGAAUUUAUUUUUUUUUUGGGGGGGGGGGGACACCCACAUUCUAUAUUUAAUGACAGUACACCAUUUGGUCUCAAAUAGUGCUUUGCGUAUAAAAUAAACUUCGUUUGUUAGAAAAAUGAACUGCUCUAUUUCUAAUCACGACAUCGAACUUUCUAUAAAUGAUUAUGGUACAAUAUAGUACUGACUAAACAUUAAACUUGUCUGGCAGCCUUAAAAUAAAACAUAUUAGAUAAUCAGUCCCACUAAAGGUGCAUUAAAGUUAGGAAAAUUACUCUCAUGAAAAGCAGGAAAGUCCAGAACCCAAGAGCUUCUAGAACCUUAUGGCGAGCCCUGAACUCUGGCUGUAAUGGAUGCAUCUGUGGCGCACAUUCCUUCGUUUCGCUCAGUCAAAAAAAAAACCUGCUCCCCACUUUUAAUUUGCUUUCUAGCCUCUGUAAUAUGAAAAUAAAUAUAUAAAAAAAAAUGGUCAAAAGGAUAGCCCGAGCGAUUUCGAAAAGUAGAACUUCAUACUUUUGUGGUGAACUUAAAGACAAAAGUGUCAACACUGGAUUUUAAAUAAUCUUAUAACAAACACCUAUUUUAUACAGUUCAACUUCCACCAUUACAGCUGAUGUAAAUUUGAUUCCCGUCAACCAUCAACACACAAGCGCUUGCUCAGGACGUUAUAUGUAUACGCUGUUGUAAAAAGCGUAUUUAAUACAUUCAACUGAAGUAGUGGCAGUAUCUCAUACAAAGGGGCUACGGACAGUUAAAAUCAUUAUUAAGAUCAAGACCAUGGAAAAACUAUAAUUAAUGACGUCAGUAACAAGUAUUGUUUCUAUAAAGGCAAAAACAGUUUCAACGAUACCAGUCAUCACUUGCCUACUACUACUACCCCACUACAAGUUCUUAAAUAACCAGUCUUUUUUUCUUGUCUUUUUUUAUAGGCAUGUACGGUAGUUCAAUAUUACACGUAUUUAAACAAACAAGAUAUUUAUUAUUGUGAGGAAUUUCUGGUUGUAAAGCAAAUAUUAGAUUUAUUUAAACGUUUUAAUACGUUGUAUAAACAUGAGUGAAAAACGCUUUUCUUCUCUGACAAAAUAAAGUUGACGAAACACUUGUAUGUUUUGUUAAAAAGAUUAUCCGUCAGAUAUGUUUACUGCACCACUGGUUUAUGCAUACAAAUACAGCAGUAUCCUCAGACACGACUAAUGUUUGGUUAGGCAGCUGAAACUGGUUUGAAAUCUGGAAAGGCACAGGAUUUUUAAUUAGUUUGUUUGUAAGUGGUUUGAUUUUGCAGGUGCUGUUGCCAAGAAAAAUAUUCGUAAACUUAAACUGUCAAAGUUACUUUAGGAGCAUAAAGAUGCUAUAAACUACA
This is a messenger RNA of Limulus polyphemus (Atlantic horseshoe crab), 3050 nucleotides long. RefSeq names its product octopamine receptor beta-1R-like. Gene Ontology annotation, molecular function: G protein-coupled receptor activity. Gene Ontology annotation, cellular component: membrane. Bases 303 to 1286 code for a protein of 327 amino acids. Gene Ontology annotation, biological process: G protein-coupled receptor signaling pathway. The transcript is spliced from 3 exons. The record is from RefSeq and is a predicted model, not a curated record. Lineage: Eukaryota; Metazoa; Arthropoda; Merostomata; Xiphosura; Limulidae.